UAGUAUUGUUGCCCGAUGUCCCAUAUUUUACAGGCCUUGGGGCUAUUUGCUUUUAGCAUGAUACUGUUUUAUGUUUCAUCCAGUGAGAAAUAAGCAACAAUAACUACAUAGAUAAUAUGGCUUAAUAUAUAAUAGGCGGAUAUGUGGGGAGUACAAAGUGAAUAUGCACAUUCAGGAUUGCCACUCCUUAGUUUUUGAAGAUAUAGGAAAACAAACUAGAUUGUCCAGAAAGAAUAAUACAUAACUGAGAUGUUAUUGCCUCCCAUGAUAAAGUAAACCAUUUACUUACUAUGAAAACUAAUAGUAGAUGAAAGCAUGCAAACACCUAAUGCACCAGAAUUAAGGCUUUGUCUCUGAUCUUAAAAACUAUUAAGUCACUGUGGAAACCCAAUUUUGCUCAGUAGGUAUCAUCAUCAUCCAGUUGAAACAAAAUAAAAAAAUUCCUUCCAGUAGCACCUUAGAGUCCAACUAAGUUUGUCAUUGGUAUGAGCUUUCAUGUGCAUGCACACUUCUUCAGAUACACUGAAACAAGUCACCAGACCCUUAUAUAUAGUGAGAGGAUGGGGAGGGUAUUACUCAGAAGGGUGGUGGGAAUGGGUGAUUGGCUGCUGGAGUGGUAAACCUGUGGAUGAAAAUCAAAUGUUGGCCCUUUUCACGAUAAGUUCCUUCUCUGUAGGGAGGAAGGGGGUCCUGUGUGAAUUGUCACCACCUACAUAACCAAAACAGCAUCUUAAAAAGCAGAGACAUCACCUUGCCGACAAAGGUCCGUACAGUUAAAGCUAUGGUUUUCCCAGUAGUGAUGUAUGGAAGUGAGAGCUGGACCAUAAAGAAGGCUGAUCGCCGAAGAAUUGAUUCUUUUGAAUUAUGGUGCUGGAGGAGACUCUUGAGAGUCCCAUGGACUGCUAGAAGAUCAAAACUAUCCAUUCUGAAGGAAAUCAGCCCUGAGUGCUCACUGGAAGGACAGAUCCUGAAGCUGAGGCUCCAAUACUUUGGCCACCUCCUGAGAAGAGAAGACUCCCUGGAAAAGACCCUGAUGUUGGGAAAGAUGGAGGGCACUAGGAGAAGGGGACGACAGAGGACGAGAUGGUUGGACAGUGUUCUCGAAGCUGCGAACAUGAGUUUGACCAAACUGCGGGAGGCAGUGGAAGACAGGAGUGCCUGGCGUGCUCUGGUCCAUGGGGUCACGAAGAGUCGGACACGACUAAACGACUAAACAACAGCACAUAACCAAAAAAUAAACAGAACAGGAAGGAAGAAAAACACAACUUGCUAGGAGAAAAGAACUCAGUUUUUAAAGCUCUUGGCUGGGUGCUCAUUCCUAUGCCACUGGACCCCUGAACGCCACGGGGUUCAAGAAAAGCAUCUUGCUGUGAUAAACAACCUGCUCUGAGUGCUCUUUUUCUGCACUCUUAACUUUCUGUAGACUCUGCCCACAAAGUCUUGCUUUCUAUUCUUUGUGGUCCCUCUCUGGAUUUACCCCAAUGCCAAGCAUUCUCUUGCACCCUUGUGUGUUUUGGACAGAGUAUAAGGAGGGGAAGGUAUAACUCUCUCCCCCCCCCCAUGUCAGCUUUUCAAUUCCUAAAGCAAAUUGCCUUGCAGAGUCCCUCCCUGGCGUUAUCCUGCUCUCCUUCCCUUCUCUGGAACAGCCGUAAUAGUUAACCAUUAAGUUGCCAUUUUGUUUUACUUUUUCAAUAACCCAAUUUCUGGAAAACUGAUCUUGUCUCUGUUGCCCCUUGAGUACCUUAUUAGGGCACUCCACUACCUUAAAUGAUCUAAUGUGACACUGUGCUCCUAUGUAUUUCAGUAAAUAUGCCAAUUUCUGGCACAGUUCAACUAGGUAGACAACAUCCUGUCCUCUAACAGAAUAGAGCCGGGCUCACAGUAGGAAACAGUUCUAGUACAUUUGAGCCAAAUUUCCUCCAAUCAUUCCCUGAAUGAAUGCGGGGAAGUAUUUGUCCUGACUCUGAGCAAGUUGGGACUUUUAGGUAACAGUGCUUAGGAUUUCUGAAUUGUUUGGAUCCAAAAUGUUUGGAUUCAUCUUAUUGUGUUCCCCAUCUUAUCGUGUCUUUCAAGUGGUAGUUUUCUCCUAGUUCAUAAAUUUGUUCCCUACGUCUGUUUCAAAUGGGACUGCUAUCCUGCACAUGCAAUUCUAGAACUGUAUACUGUAUGUGAUCUCAUAAAGGGAGUGAGACCACAUAGAACAUUUCAUUCUUUUUCAACUAGACUUUCUUGUUCAAAUCUCCAGUGCUCCUUAAGGGGCAGGGGGAUAAACAGCACCUACAUAAGCAAAAUUCAGAUGGCUGAAAAGAUUGCUGUAGAGUUGCCUGAAGAACAUCAGCUUAUUGACAAGCUAUCUUACGAGGUUUUUAAGUCCAAAUCUGACGUUGAUGUGAAACACUAUGUGUGGGGAUUCAGGAGAAAGGACACUGAGCUAUAUGAGUUCAUUGAAACAUUAUUCUACCAUCCUCUGUUCAAAUCAGUUAUGAUCAGCACCAUCACAAUCAAUGCAAUAUUUUUGGCUAUAGAAACAGAUUACAAAGUUCGCUAUGAGUCACAUUUUUUCCUGGAGGUAGCAGAUCUGAUUAUUGUGGCCAUGUAUACAGCAGAGUUCCUGAUGAACCUUUACCUGGAUCCCAUUAAUUACUGGAAGGAUGGUUAUAAGCGAUUUGAUGCGAGUGUCCUUUUCAUUGCUUACCUCCCAUACACCAUUAAUAGAAGCAACCCACAAAUGCACCAUACUGCAAUGAUGCUCAAAGGAUUCCAGGCACUCCGGGUUCUCAAACUCAUCUUCUACAGCCCAGGGAUGAUGGUCCUGGUAGCAGCCCUGGCCGAAACUGCAAAAAAUGUGAUUUACGUUCUCGUGCUGUUGUUCCUGCUCAUGUUUAUCUUUGCAAUUCUGGGUCAUGGUUUGUAUGGAGACCCCGACCACGGAGACACACGUAACUGGGGCACCCUAGCAGCUGCCUUUUUCACUCUUUUCAGUUUAGUGACGGUGGAUGGCUGGACAGACCUGCAGGAUGAACUGGAUGCCAAAAAAUUUGUUUCAAGCCGGACAUUCACAAUAGUGUUCAUUCUCCUUGGAUUUUUUGUGUUUUUCAAUAUGUUUAUUGCAGUUGUUAUCAUGGAUAUUCAGGGGUCAACUGACGAAUAUGAGCAAAAGCUUAAAGCAGAGAGACAUGCUGCUCUGAUAGCAAAAAAGAAGGCCAUUCUGAAAAGACAACUGGGCGAAAUAAAGGAAGUACUGCAUCAGCAGAAAUCAUCAGAAUAUAGAACCUUUGAUGAAAUGGUGGAAAGUUUUAAGAAAACCCUGCUUCACACAGAUCCCAUGAUCUUAGAAGAUUUUUGUUGCAGCCUGCCAUUCAUCGAUCUAUAUUUGUCAUCUUUGGAUCGUCAGGAUGCCACAAUUUAUAAGCUGCAAAAAUUGUAUUAUGAAAUUGUUGCCGUUUUGACUAAUAUGCUGCAAGAAUCAGAGGAUAAGCCUUUGCAGUGGCUGCAGAAUCGUAGGUGAAGACCUGAGUUUCCUGCUACCUAAUGGAAAAGUUUUUUUUUCCCUUUUUGAAAAAAUCUCAUGCAUGUUCCUUAGCAAUUAGCAAAAUGAAUGGAAGAACUUCCAUGAACUUCCAGCAGACCUAGAAUUUUACUUUGUUCGUAUUCACAUCAUAGGAAAUAUAAACAUAAUUUGGCUGCUUUGCUAAUGCAUCCUUGUGUUUGCGGCUGUAUCUCUUUCCAUCUUUAUAGGCUUAGGUCAAACUGUUAGAUCAUAUUGUGUGAUUUUUCCUGAGGCCAUGUGGUAGCUUUUAACUGGUAAACCCAGAUGGGUUGCAAACUAAUGGAGUCAUUCUGUGUGUGCAGGAGAGUUUUUUGGUCGCUGUGGGGAAGGGGAAGGAUCCCAUGAUUGUGUGCAAAAAAAAUUUCUCACAGCACAGGGCCUGGGCCAUGACGACCACCUAGAGCAGCCUUCCCCAACAUCUAGUGGCUUCCAGAUGUUUUGGACUACAAGUCCCAU
This is a messenger RNA of Zootoca vivipara (common lizard), 4006 nucleotides long. It is a transcript of the gene CATSPER3, whose product is annotated as cation channel sperm associated 3. Gene Ontology annotation, cellular component: acrosomal vesicle; membrane; CatSper complex. The record is from RefSeq and is a predicted model, not a curated record. NCBI's taxonomy places the organism in Eukaryota, Metazoa, Chordata, Lepidosauria, Squamata, Lacertidae. Gene Ontology annotation, biological process: sodium ion transport; transmembrane transport; sperm capacitation. Gene Ontology annotation, molecular function: voltage-gated calcium channel activity.